GCCUAUUUUGAAUCACAAUAACCUAGACGCCCGAGCCAUCGGAGCUCCCCUCCACCCUCUCAUAGGGGUUGGGUUGGUCGGGCUUUUUCCAUGUCACACCCCACCGCAGCUCCGCUAUCAGGACCACCCCUCUCACAACCCUCGUCGGCAGCGAUGUCUCCCUUGUACAAACAGAAAUCUUGGUCACCGGACACGUUUCGCGACGAGGCGUGGCAGCGGCGGAAGGGUAUCCAUGGAAGCUGGGUCAAACGGCGGAGCAAGAGCGUUACCGAUGAGGACUUUGAUGAGAUUAAGGCUUGUAUCGAAUUAGGGUUUGGAUUUGAUUCGCCAGAAAUGGAUCAGCGAUUGUCUGAUACUUUUCCGGCGUAUGACCUGUUUUACGCCGUGAAUAAACAAUACACCGACACUCUUUCAAAGACUUCCUCUGUAUCAUCGGCCAUCUCCAAUUGCGAGUCAACCCUUCCUCCCGUUAGUCCCCACACCAUUGUCUUUCCAGGAGAUAAUCCACAGGCAGUGAAGACAAGGUUGCGGCAAUGGGCACAGGUGGUUGCGUGUGUGGUGCGUCAAUCUUCGUAUUAAUGGAUGCGCAUAUAUUGAAUGAAUAAGAAGAUGAUGGUAAUUUGUUGUGUACCAGUACUAUUGUUUUUCAGGGCAAAAAGGAUUAACUCAUACUUAGUUUGAAAAAGUAAUUAUAGUUAAGAUUGAUAUUCAAUCUUGGCGCUGUUGAUAUAAUUUUUAUUAGUAUGAUGAUUGUGUUGCAACCACAUAUACAGCUGGUCCAUCCCCGAACAAACUCAUGUUAAUUAAUUGCUAGUAGCUUUGUUUGUUGAUAUUUCCAUCAUCUGUAACAUCAUUCAGCAAGUGGGACAUGACUUGUUCUUCUUUAAUUUGAAAGACUCACUUUUCUCUUUGGAA
Messenger RNA from Solanum pennellii, 915 nucleotides. RefSeq lists its product as uncharacterized. The coding region runs from base 91 to 579 and encodes 162 amino acids. The record is from RefSeq and is a predicted model, not a curated record. Lineage: Eukaryota; Viridiplantae; Streptophyta; Magnoliopsida; Solanales; Solanaceae. The transcript has 2 exons.